Molecule: messenger RNA, 573 nt
Organism: Necator americanus (New World hookworm)
Lineage: Eukaryota; Metazoa; Nematoda; Chromadorea; Rhabditida; Ancylostomatidae
Exons: 6
Coding region: 1-573 (190 amino acids)
Source: RefSeq, a predicted model, not a curated record
AUGGCCAACUCCCUACUGCUACCUAUUAUUGGUCUCGACUGCCUUCCAUACAGUACUAUAACUAUUAUUAUUUCAACGUUACAAACCCCGAUGAAGUACUCUAUUACGGGAAGAAAGCGAGACUGGUCGAGUGAAACCGAGUUCAAACAGGAGAUAGAUUGGCGUGAUAACGGCAACACUGUCUACUAUAAAAACAACAAAACGUGGUCUGUCGUUUACAUGAAACAUCAACAAAAUUUGGGUAAAGUGGCAAACAUGGUGCUGAACGGACUACUUCUGCUUCUAGGAGAAUCUCCUUUAAGAGCCGUAACUCAAGGAGGAGCAUCGUUCGAGUCGUAUCCUGACCCACUGAUUACUCUAAUCAACAGCAAUUUAACCAAGACACUUAUGGCGAUCUUGGGAAAUUCUGUUCCCCUCCCCAACAUACCAGCCAUGGGAUUCUUCCCAUUGGAAUAUGCGACAGUAGAGGACUUCUACAAGGUUGGUGAAGUUCGCAUCCUCGUCAACACGAGCAUGGCAAUGAACAUCAACUCUUUCGAACAGUUACGACCAGAUUCUAACGUCUGCGGAUGA